AUGUACACCACCCAACACACGUGAAUGGCUUCACCUGCCAUGCACUGGUUCUGAAAUACUGUGCAGAUAUUCUGAUAUUUUAACCCAAGUUUCAGCCUUUUCAUUAGCGAUUGAUAUGAAUGGUAUGUUAGAUGUAUUAUUAUCCAUACUUUUACUAUAAAAUGUAGUAGAGUACCCAACAUCUGUUAUUCCCUCAUUUUUCCAUUCAUUUUAUUGAACUGCUGCAGUGAUAGUGUUAUAUUUCUCCAAUUCCAAUUUCAUUUGACUUAAUCCUUAUGUCAAGAAUAAACUUAGCACAUUCAAAGCAGUGAGAUACAACUCACCUCUCCUUAUAACCCUUUACUUAGCCAUUUCUCACAAUUUUCCAUCUGGCAGCAGUCAUGUAUGUUUACACAUAUUGUUUUGUGAUGCAGAUACAGCAUCGUCCAACCUGGUCUCUGAGGGGGAAUGGGAUGAUCUAUCCACUUUGUCAGUUGACCAGAAGAGAAUAUCUGAUGAGGAGGAGACAAUCCCUCCUCUCACCAACCAGACCGUACCAGAUCAGGGACCUUCUAUGGAAGAAACCAGGUCUGAUAAAGUAAACAGGGCUGUGGAAGAAGGUAUUUAGGACACCUUUCCCAGCAUUACAGAAUGAACACACAGCAUACAUACACACGACAUUUACACAUAAAAUACGAUUCAUUCAGACUAAUCUACACCACAGCAAGGCUGCUACAGCAAUCUUAUGUUGACAACUUGCUGAAGGAAACGUAGAUGUAGCACUUAUUUAGGAACCUUGGAUAUAUAGGGGCCAAAUAAGAGGCUUAACGAAUUCAGGGGGAACAGUCUACUCUGUGGCACCUGAAGAAAAUGUGAGAUCAUGCAUAUAUGUUAAUAAUCAUAUUAAUGCUUUACCCUUGCUUGAGUUCUAUUCCAGAGACACAACAAUGGUGAGGAUGACAUAUGCACUGGGCAGAGGCUGUGAGGAACUCAUUGUCACUUCAGCCUACCUUCCAUAUGACUCGGAUGAACCACCACCUUCCAAAGAAGUGAGGAACAUCAUUGAAUAUUGCCAUCUUAGGAAAGAGCAGCUCAUUAUUGGGUGUGAUGCCAAUGCUUACCACACACUGUGGGAAAGCACUGACAUCAACCCAAGAGGAGAAUGCCUCAUGGAACCGAGGAAUUGUCCAGCUAGGACCACUCGUGAACCAAGGAGAGUGCCUUGGAGGAAUAAACAGCUGAGUGGGCUUAGAACCAAAACGAGAAGGCUGUUCAAUACAGCUAAACAACAGGGCAGUGGGACACCUACAAGGAAUCCCUUACUUGUUCAACAAAGAAGUAAGGAAAGUCAAGCAAUCCUCAUGGAGGAGGCACUGCCAGGAGAUCAGUGAUGUACUAGACGGUGC
Messenger RNA from Cryptotermes secundus, 1385 nucleotides. RefSeq lists its product as uncharacterized. The transcript is spliced from 2 exons. Bases 927 to 1370 code for a protein of 147 amino acids. Lineage: Eukaryota; Metazoa; Arthropoda; Insecta; Blattodea; Kalotermitidae. The record is from RefSeq and is a predicted model, not a curated record. Gene Ontology annotation, molecular function: catalytic activity.